Rhineura floridana is the source of this 264-nucleotide messenger RNA. RefSeq names its product anaphase-promoting complex subunit 13-like. Lineage: Eukaryota; Metazoa; Chordata; Lepidosauria; Squamata; Rhineuridae. Gene Ontology annotation, cellular component: anaphase-promoting complex. Bases 1 to 264 code for a protein of 87 amino acids. The transcript is spliced from 2 exons. Gene Ontology annotation, biological process: protein K11-linked ubiquitination. The record is from RefSeq and is a predicted model, not a curated record.
AUGGCCAAGGCAGGGCAGCAGCGGCAGCAGCCUGGGCAAGCGGACAGCAAGGUACAGAGAGAUGGGAGGAUCCUAGAUUUGAUUGAUGAUGCAUGGAGGGAAGAUAAGUUACCAUAUGAAGAUGUGGCAAUACCAUUGAAUGAGCUUCCUGAACCAGAACAAGACAAUGGUGGCACAACAGAAACAGUAAAAGAACAAGAAAUGAAAUGGAAUGACUUGGCAUUGCAGUAUCUUCAUGAAAAUAUUCCUCCAACAGGAAACUAG